AACUCCAAAAAAUGGAGAAAAACUCAUUGCUGCUGUUGGUCAGGAACUGGAAAUUAAGCUGAAGGCUACAGCAACACAAUCAUGGGUAAAGAACUUUAUCAUCAGUGGACCUCUGAACAUCACAAAGUACAACACUAUCAGAGGAGCAGUUGGAGAAUCUCGAAUCAGGUGGACACCAACUAAAAAUGACUUUGGUGAUCAUGUUCCCAUUUGCUUCAUUGCAGAGAGUCAACAAGGGUCCAGAAUCUUUCACUCUGACAUGAGAUGCAUCAUUGUCAUUGUUAAACACAAAUCUGGCAAUGCCAGUGUGAUUUGUACGGAGACCACAAUGACAGUGGAAGUGGAGAAAGCCUCAAUAAUUGGACUUCAUGAAGAUCACCUGCGUCUCAAUGAUCCAUCCUGCACUCCCACCUCCAACCAAACCCAUGUGAUCGCCACCGUGUCCCUCGGCUCCUGUGGAACAGUACUGGAGGAGGACGCUGACAACCUGAUCUUCAAAAAUGAAAUUAUGUCGUUCGACAACGUUGGUGAUGUCAUUACCAGGAAACACCAGGUGGAGAUUGACUUCGUAUGCUGUUACCCCAAGAAGGGCCGUGUGUAUCUGGAUUUCCAGGCACACAAGAUUCCUUACGUGUUCACAGAAAAAGCAUUUGGAAAGUUCACCUACCAGUUUGAGUUCUUCCACAGUGAGCUGUUCAACACUGCAAUAGACACAGAUCACUACCCUGUAGAUGUGGCACUGAAAGACGUGCUCUACAUGCAAAUCAAAGCUACUUCCUCUGUUGCCAACACUGUGCUCUUCGUGGAGUCCUGCAGAGCAACCCCCGUUGAUGAUCCCGACUAUCACAUUUCCUAUGACAUAAUUUCAAAUGGCUGCAUAUUGGAUGGGACAGUGGUGGUCUAUCCAAGUAACUCCACGGAAUACAGAUUUGGAAUGGAGGCUUUCCAGUUCAUUGGACAACAUGAGCAGGUCUUCAUAUGCUGCUCAGUCAUCCUGUGUGUGGCAGGGGAGCCCGGCACCAGAUGUUCUCAGGGCUGCACCACUCCCACACCCACACCCGCCCCUGUUCUACAUCACCUCCACAGGAGGGAUGCUGCCACACAGACUGGGAGACACUCCAUUUCCCAGGGGCCUUUGCGUCUAAAGAAGGCCACAGAAACCACAGUUUCCAACAUGGGCUUGAACAUGAACCUGGUUUUCAUUGCUGCCUUUCUCCUGGUUGUGGUUGUCAUUGUGUGUGGAGCUGUGAUUUAUACAGUAAAGAGGCCAACAUUCAAAUACCAACCACUUCCAUCUACUGACUUCUGAGACACAGUUUUAUAACUCAUUAAACUCAUUAAAGUGAACACAUUCUAACCAAUCACAUUAAUGCAAAAUGUACCUUUUAUGAAUGAGGAAUGGCCUAAAAUCUUAAAAAUC
Conger conger (European conger) is the source of this 1420-nucleotide messenger RNA. Its product is annotated as ZP domain-containing protein-like. The transcript is spliced from 8 exons. The record is from RefSeq and is a predicted model, not a curated record. NCBI's taxonomy places the organism in Eukaryota, Metazoa, Chordata, Actinopteri, Anguilliformes, Congridae. Bases 260 to 1309 code for a protein of 349 amino acids.